Messenger RNA from Melanotaenia boesemani (Boeseman's rainbowfish), 3100 nucleotides. Its product is annotated as zinc finger protein 2-like. Bases 39 to 1892 code for a protein of 617 amino acids. Gene Ontology annotation, biological process: regulation of transcription by RNA polymerase II; central nervous system development. Gene Ontology annotation, cellular component: nucleus. NCBI's taxonomy places the organism in Eukaryota, Metazoa, Chordata, Actinopteri, Atheriniformes, Melanotaeniidae. The transcript has 3 exons. The record is from RefSeq and is a predicted model, not a curated record. Gene Ontology annotation, molecular function: RNA polymerase II cis-regulatory region sequence-specific DNA binding; DNA-binding transcription factor activity, RNA polymerase II-specific.
UAAACAAAAACUGGUGUCAGCUUUGUCACUGUGGAAUCAUGGAUGAAUAUUUCAACUGCAAAGAAGCAACAUUGUCUUCAGUUCAGUGUUUAAGACAGUUUGUCAACGAUCGCCUAAGUGCUGCGGCUGAAGAAAUAGUCCAAGUCUUUGAAAAAACUGUCGUCGAUUACGAAAAAGAGAUCAAGCGUCAGCGCAAACUGCUGGCCAUCGUUUGGAAGCCUCAAGUAAAGUUACACAGAACAGAACUUCAACAACAUAAUUUCUUCAAGGUGAAACAGAUUGAGACUGAGCAGCAGCUCUGUAACUGUGAGGGGAACUCCAGUUUGGACCAAAAGGACUUGGAGCCAGAACAGAUUAAAGUGGAAAAUGGGGAACGCCGCACUAGUCAGGACAAAGAACAGUUUGUACUAAAACAAGAAACUGACACAUUUUUGCUGACUCUUACAUGUGACGAAGAUACAGACCAAAUUCCCCACUUGAAUACUGCUCAAUCUCAGCAUGAUCCAGAGGAGGAAUCCUUAGACACCAUAUCAAUUAAAAAUUCUGAGGAAUCAGAGCUCAACACUAACCAUCGCCUCCUCUCUAAGUACUCUGAUAUACCAGAGAACCAAGAUCACAUAGGAGACAAGCAUGGACAUUCAGGAUCAACUGAACACACGGACACAACACUACAAAAAAGACAACAAAAAAGUAAAGAUAAACACAAUCCUUUUGUGUUAAAGAGUCCCUUUUAUAGUCGCACAGGUCAAAAAUGGGAAUAUAGAUGUGAGACCUGUGGGAAAGCAUUUCCAUUUAAGUCCAAAUUAAUCAGACACCUGAGAAUCCACACAGGAGUGAAGCCAUACUGUUGCAACUUCUGUGGUAAAAGAUUCAAUCAGACAUCAAUACUGAAGGUUCAUCAGAGAAUCCACACUGGCGAGAAGCCGUAUUCCUGUGACAUCUGCGGAAAAAGAUUCAACCAGAAAUCAAUACUGAAUGUUCAUAAAAGAACCCACUCGCUUGAGAGGCCAUAUUCCUGUGAUAUCUGUGGUAAAAGAUUCAAUCAGGAGUCAAAACUGGAGUCUCAUGUUAUAUGGCACGCAGAGCUUCCACAGGAAUAUUUCCUUAGGGAGGAGAUUCUCUUUAAGCAGCAGUUCUGCAACCAGGAGAGGAACUACUCUUUAGACCAAAAGGACUCCAAGUCUCCACAAGUGAAGGAAGAACAGGAUGACCUCUUCACCAGUCAGGAAAAAGAGCAGUGUGUGCUGAAACAGGAGAGUAAUAGAUUUAUGCCGACUUUUCCAUAUGACAAAUUUGACCACAGUGCAGCUCAAAGUGCAUCAGAGUCCAUGCACAACAUGUCAGAGUACAAAGGGGGCAAACAAACAGAAAAAAGACAUCACAAAAGCAGUUAUUUCUAUAAUCCUAUCCCGCUUAAGACUCAAUUUAAUUCUUACGUGGCUAAAAAGUGUGAGUUCAAAUGUGAAACUUGUGGGAAAAUAUUUCAGUUUAAGUCCAGAUUGAUUAGACACCUGAGAAUCCACACGGGAGUGAGACCAUUCUGGUGUCACAUCUGUGGUAAAAGAUUCAAUCAGAAAUCAAUAUUGAAAGUUCAUCAAAGGAUCCACACCGGCGAGAGGCCGUACUCUUGUGACGUCUGUGGAAAAAGAUUUAAUCAGGCUUCAAUACUGAACGUUCAUAAAAGAGUCCACACGGGCGAGAGGCCUUAUUCUUGUGAAGUCUGUGGUAAAAGUUUCACGCAGAAAUCAAUUCUUAAUGGUCAUAAAAUUAUCCACACAGGCGAGAGGCCGUAUUCCUGCAAAGCAUGUGGCAAAUGUCUCAGGAGUCAGUCCAGCUUGUUGGUCCACAUGAAAACACAUUCAGAUGAGAAGGCAGACUGUUAUAGCACAUAACUGUUCCUGAAAACUGAAUGAAAAAGCUCAUUGGAGAGAAUCGCUGCAUUAAUUAAAGGUUCGCUAACUUGUACAUAUUGAAAAACAUGACAUUAUAUGUGGGAAAAGAUUAUUUCAAAUGCAUGUCUUUCUCACAUUCACCUGGAAAAGAAUGUUGAGCAUUGCAUAGGCAUGCUGCCUUGAUAUCCCCUGUAUCAAUAAUAAUGAAAUAUUGAAUGUAAUCAAAUAGAAAAGUGGCAAAUUCAUGGUGAGUGAGUAUACAUGCUGAGGAGGUUUCCUUGUUCCUGUUUUUUAUGUAUUUAUUUCUACUUUGUUACUGUGAUAGAAUGUGACUGUGAUAUCUCCUAACAUGUAGCAUUAUCAAAACAAAACUGGUCUUGAUUAUAGAUGAACUGAUCAUCAAAUGCUGAUAAAAAUCACUGAUUUCUGCAGUGCACAGAGAAGUUCAUAAAAAUGGGUCUAGCGUUUAUGGUGAAAAGAAUUCAAGCUCACAUCAGCUUAUCUCAUUGGAGGGAACAGACUUAGGGACCUGCUGCUAGUUCACGAAAAAAAGUGGGUCAAUGGUAAAAAAAAGAUGUGAAGAAAAAGUGUAAUUACUCAUGAUUAGAUCAUUUCAUCCUUCGCUGAUUGCUGAUCUAACAUUCAGUCUUUAAAUGUGCACAAAAAAUGUCAGACAUUAUGCUAAUAUUUUGCAACAGGGUGUCAGAUUCUGGAGAAAUAGCCUUAUUUCAAAAGUAGUGGGCUCUGUAAAAAAAAAAAAAAAAUCAUCACUCCUUUCAGUGUAGUCUUUAGCUAUUGUGAUAUUGCAGAUACGCUGACAAGAGAUAUAUGAUAAUUAAAUUUAAUGCUUCAUAUGAGCAUACACCUUAUAUAUCUAUUGAUACAUGUAUUUAAUGUUGGAAUGUUGGAAAACGGAUAUAUUUCAACAAAAACAAAAGGUGAUUAUCAUCUUUAGGAUAUUUUUUUUUCUUUUACAGUAUUUAUAAGAGAAGUGUGAACCGUGGUGUUGAUCUAAAAAACAUUUUCUGAUGUUUUUAAUUUAAUGUUAUGAUUAUUAUUAUUAUUAUUAUUAUUAUUAUUAUAGGGUUAGGGUACCCUAACCCUAAAAAAUGAACAUCUGGAAUAUUCAUGUAUAUAUUUAACUAAUAUAUGUUGCUAAUAGAAUGUACGUUGAAAAAAAUGCAUAUUUUGACCAGUGCCUGAAUAAA